CCUGCCCAGCACCCUCCUCAGGUGAGGCAGCCCGGCCUAGCAGGCCCCACGCCGCCGCUGCCACUCGCACCUCUGCCUCCCGGGCCGCCCUCUGCUGCAGGGCCACCAUGCUUCUGUCAAGGCCUGGAGACUGAGCCCUAAGCCGGCACCAUCUCGAGGCCCUGCCCCCGCCGGCUGGACCCCAGGGUCCCGCCCCGGCCAGGAGGUCAGCCGGGGAAUCAUUAACAAGAGGCUGUGACAUGGCUGAGAAGGAGGGUGGCCGGACUGUGACAUGCUCCGGACCCAAGGUGGCAGCUCUUAUUGUGGGGACCCUGCUACUCCUGACGGGCAUCGGGGUGGCUUCCUGGGCCAUUGUGACUGUUCUCCUCAGGAGUGACCAGGAGCCCCUGUACCCAGUGCAGGUCAGCCCCGCGGACGCACGGCUCACCGUGUUCGACAAGACGGAGGGGACGUGGCGGCUGCUGUGCUCCUCGCGCUCCAACGCCAGGGUGGCAGGUCUCAGCUGCGAGGAGAUGGGCUUCCUCAGGGCUAUGGCCCACUCAGAGCUGGACGUGCGGACGGCAGGCGCCAACGGCACUUCGGGCUUCUUCUGCGUGGAUGAGGGCAGGCUGCCCCAUGCCAGCAGGCUGCUGGAGGUCAUCUAUGUGUGUGACUGUCCCAGAGGUCGUUUUUUGGCUACCAUCUGCCAAGACUGUGGGCGCAGGAAGCCGCCCGUAGACCGCAUCGUGGGAGGCCAGGACACCAGCCUGGGCAGGUGGCCGUGGCAAGUCAGCCUGCGCUAUGAUGGCGCCCACCUCUGCGGGGGGUCCCUGCUCUCGGGGGACUGGGUAUUGACGGCUGCCCACUGCUUCCCAGAGCGGAACCGAGUCCUGUCCCGUUGGCGAGUAUUUGCGGGAGCUGUGGCCCAGGCCUCGCCGCAGGGCAUGCAGCUAGGGGUGCAGGCCGUGGUCUACCAUGGGGGCUAUCUUCCCUUUCGGGACCCCACCAGUGAGGAGAACAGCAAUGAUAUUGCCCUGGUCCACCUCUCCAGUCCUCUGCCCCUCACAGAGUACAUCCAGCCCGUGUGCCUCCCAGCGGCUGGCCAGGCCCUGGUAGAUGGCAAGAUUUGCACAGUGACUGGCUGGGGCAACACGCAGUACUAUGGCCAGCAGGCUGGGGUGCUCCAGGAGGCCCGAGUCCCCAUCAUCAGCAAUGAUGUCUGCAAUAGCCCUGACUUCUACGGGAACCAGAUCAAGCCCAAGAUGUUCUGUGCCGGCUACCCGGAGGGUGGGGUUGACGCCUGCCAGGGCGACAGCGGCGGUCCCUUUGUGUGUGAGGACAGCAUCUCUCAGACGGUACGUUGGCGGCUCUGCGGCAUUGUGAGCUGGGGCACUGGCUGUGCCUUGGCCCAGAAGCCAGGUGUCUACACCAAAGUCAGUGACUUCCGGGAGUGGAUCUUCCAAGCCAUAAAGACUUACUCCGAAGCCAGUGGCAUGGUGACCCAGCUCUGACCUGUGGCGUCUCUUCACUGCAUACACCUCGAGGGCCAGAGUUGAUCUAGGUGGCUCCAGCCCCACAUGGUAGGAUCCAAGCUGGCCCCAGGAUGGGAUGUUUUCCUUCUUGGCCCAGUCCACAGGUCCAAGGACAGCCUCCUCCAAGGUCCUGUCUUCCACAGUGGCGGGCCCACUCAGCCCUGGGACCACCCGAGCCUCAUCCCCCCACCCCAUGUAAAUAUUGGUCUGUCCUCUGGGGGCCCUAGUCUGGGGACCCCUGAUGACAGGAUGCUCUUUAAAUAAUAAAAAUGGUUUUGAUUAAUGUG
This is a messenger RNA of Chinchilla lanigera (long-tailed chinchilla), 1798 nucleotides long. It is a transcript of the gene Hpn, whose product is annotated as hepsin. The record is from RefSeq and is a predicted model, not a curated record. Gene Ontology annotation, molecular function: serine-type endopeptidase activity; serine-type exopeptidase activity. Gene Ontology annotation, cellular component: membrane. The transcript has 13 exons. Gene Ontology annotation, biological process: proteolysis; regulation of cell shape; negative regulation of epithelial to mesenchymal transition. Lineage: Eukaryota; Metazoa; Chordata; Mammalia; Rodentia; Chinchillidae. Bases 240 to 1490 code for a protein of 416 amino acids.